CGCUGCCCGCUGCGGCAAUGCCCGCGAGUGCGCAGGCGUCGGUAAGAUGGCGGACGACAAGGACACACUGGGAAAGCUAAAGGAUCUUGCACAGUUGAAAGGUCAACUGGAGAGCAUCCAGCGGAGGGUGGAAGAGGAGGUACAAAUGGGAUUGCCCAAUGGUGGUUCCCUGUUGUCCUCUCCAUUCCUGAAGGGGUUCCUGACGGGAUACGUCGUGGCCAAGCUGCGAGCCUCUGCUGUCCUGGGUGUACUGGUGGGGACAGUCACUGGGAUCUAUGCAGCCCAAAACUACAACAUCCCCAAUAUAGAAAACUCAGUCAAGGAUUACCUGAACUCUGUGAAGAAAGGACCAAAGUAAUAAGCAUCCCUCCAUCUCUGCCGUCUUGGAGCUAGUUGACUCAUCAGGGAAGGGGGAACUGCAGGACAAUCAAACGUGAACUUAGAGUGCAACUGGCCUUUGAUAUUAUUGAUGUAAAUGACUUAUAAAGCUUGACUGCUGUA
Stegostoma tigrinum is the source of this 501-nucleotide messenger RNA. RefSeq names its product SLC35A4 upstream open reading frame protein. NCBI's taxonomy places the organism in Eukaryota, Metazoa, Chordata, Chondrichthyes, Orectolobiformes, Stegostomatidae. Bases 47 to 358 code for a protein of 103 amino acids. The record is from RefSeq and is a predicted model, not a curated record. The transcript has 3 exons.